AUGUCGAGCAAGUCUUGGUAUGCCCUCAAGUCCAAGGCCGUACACACGCGGUAUGGCUUGACCAAGAACAUUCAAGUCCUCCUUCAGGGCUUGGAAAGCUUUCACGCCGGCGUCAUCGACGCAAGAGAGCUGGGAAGUAUGGUCCGGCUGAGUCCUCGCCGUCGAGAAUCAGUUGCUGCAACGAUAGCCAAGUGCGCGCGCAUGAUCAACAAGGAUCCCCAAGAGUCCAAGACCUGUGUCGACAUCAUUGAGAUGUGCACCGAGAUCCUCGAAAUUGCCGACCGACCACCGCCCAUCGAGGGUUUUCCUUUCAUGAGACUGCCUGCCGAGAUCCGAGAGUAUAUUGUCGACUUGAUGGUUGAUACUGUCUUCAAAUCCAAGGGUAUCAAACCCAGUUCACGAAAAGUGAGCUGUAACUGUCCACAGCUGGAACGCGAAUUCGGGUCUUUCCACACUCCUCAGAUGAAGGCUUUGCCAUCUAUCCUGGGUCCAGCACUCAACCACGAAUUCUUUCGCAUCUUCUUUCGUAAGAAAGCUGUCCGUUUCCGCUGCUGCUGCGAACUUUUGUAUCACCUUGAUAGCAACCCACUGCUUGUGCAGAACGUCCGUGACAUCAAGGUUCACUGGUGCGGACCCAAGUCGGCAAAAACCUUCAAGAAGCUUGCAGAAUGUGAUAAGCUUGAGGGUUUGACCAUCAGUAUCUCGAAAUCAACACUCGCCCACCUCAGUCCGCGAACUGAUCUGAUGAAGCAAUUCUUCCCGCUCUCUUAUCGCCAUGUCAGGAUAACGGACAUUCUGGGAUUGGACGAGAUUUUGACCAUUCGGGGCCUCAAGGAGGUGUCGGUUGCCCACCUGCAAACGAGGAGCACCAAUCUCACUGCUGAGACCGACAGAGCGAAUCUCUCAGAGUUGCUUGCUCAUCAACUCAAGAAAGAUAAGGGUUACGACCCCCUUGACGAAUUCUAG
Fusarium redolens is the source of this 966-nucleotide messenger RNA. RefSeq lists its product as uncharacterized. The transcript has 3 exons. The record is from RefSeq and is a predicted model, not a curated record. NCBI's taxonomy places the organism in Eukaryota, Fungi, Ascomycota, Sordariomycetes, Hypocreales, Nectriaceae. The coding region runs from base 1 to 966 and encodes 321 amino acids.